This is a messenger RNA of Parascedosporium putredinis, 2037 nucleotides long. The record is from the annotation of a GenBank genome assembly. Lineage: Eukaryota; Fungi; Ascomycota; Sordariomycetes; Microascales; Microascaceae.
AUGAAGUUGACGCAGGUCCUUGCCCUUGCCUUGGCGUAUUCACCCAUCGCUCUUGCCAAAAACCAUGGCUGGCGCCGACAGGCACCUGAAGAUACUUGCAAGAUCCAGCUCGCUCAAAGCAAUGGCGGCCGGAAGAUUGCCAUUGUCCUAGACUCUUCGGGCUCCAUGUACUACAAUGACCCCGAGGACCUGAGAAUCACCGCUGGCAAGGCAUUGAACUCGCAGCUUGUCACUGGCCAGAAUGCCGAUCUUGUUACCGUCGUCGACCCGUCCGGUGCAGAGAGCUCGUUUGACAAGAUCAACAGCGAUGGCGGUACAUGGAUUGGAGAACUCGGACAACUGACGUUUUCCCUCGCUCCUUUUCGUAGUGGUAUUGCCAAGGCCAUCGACGAACUCAGCAAACCAGGAAGCGGGCCUGUUGCAGACAAUUCGGGAAUAGUUGUUUUGACCGACGGCGAAGACUCUGAUACCGAAUUCUUGAUUGAACAGAUCAACCGAGCUGGCACUGCCGGCAUUCGCGUCAGCUUUGGCUUCCUCGCUCCCUCCGACUCCUUUUCUGGCACGGAGCUGGAAACCGCCAUCCUAAAGACUGGAGGAACAUUCAUGUCCUUCCACGACGCGGCCAACAUCCAGCCUUGGCUCUUCCUCCUCCUCAGCAACGGACUGACCGCGAGUGACCACGACUCCAGCGCCGACCAGCCCCUCUUGUCAGGAAUUACUAUCGCCAAGCUUACUGGGACCGAGCCCGUGUCCUUCUCUUACGUUGCCCAGAGCGGAGAAGGCCUCACCUUCACCAUCGAAUCCCACUCGUCUCAGGCCCUCGAAGCUGACCUACAAGACGCUUCUGGAAAGUCAAUCGUGAAGAAGGCCACCACUGCCGAUCCCGCCGUCAUUAGCUACAAUACCACUACGGAUGGCACCCUAAAGCUCGUCGUCUCCUCCACCAACUCCACUGCGGAGGGAAUCUUCCAGGUCUCUCUUGAUUCAUCUCUGGGAAUUUCUGGCUGCACGCUUCCUAACCGAACUACCGUCCCUACUGAUACUGGCGACAACGGCUAUGGAACUGGAUCUGGCACGGGUUCUAGCUGCCACCCCGCUCCUGCCCCUGCCGCCGCCCCGAAGACCGUAGUCGUGAAGAAGCUCGUAGAUCCCGUUGCAACCGAGUGCAACGGUGAAGGUUCUCGCCCUUCCCGCAUCCCGCGUGCGGCGAAGGUGCCUGAAGGUUCCGUACUCCCGCCCCUGUUUGCUCCUGUGCCUGUUUAUUUGAUUCCGUCGUCGAUUCCGCGACCCAAGGGAACUGUAGUUCAGCCUUUCCUCCUAUGCCCUGCAAGCCUCAAGUGCGGUCUCGAUCGAUUCGCUCGUCGCUGCCCCGUCGUUGUCCCCGUCAUUGCCCCCGCCCCCGUCGCCCCCGUCAUUGUCCCCGCCGCUGCCCCCAUCCCCGCCCCCGUCGCUGCCCCGGUUGUUGUCCCCGUCGCUGCCCCCGCCCCCGCCCCCGUCGCUGCCCCGGUUGUUGUUCCCGUCGCUGCCCCAGUCGCUACCCCCGCCCCCGCCGUUGUCCCCAUCAUUGCCCCCAUUGCCCCCGUCGCUGCCCCAGUCGCUGCCCCCGUCGCUGUCCCCGUCAUUGCCCCCGUCGCUGCCCCGGUCAUUGUCCCCGUCGCUGCCUCCAGCCCCAUCCCGAGCCCCGAGCCUUCCCCCGUCGCUGCCCCCAAGCCUAGCCCCAGCCCCGAGCCUUCCCCAGUUACACUUCCCCUUCCCGGUUUGAGCUCUGUGGCCCCCGACCUGAUCCCGGAUGGCGCAAUUGCUCUGGCUUCAAGCCUCGCCCCUACCUCGUUGCCGCCACCACCAUGGAAGAACGGUAGUGCCGGUGCCAGAUCCCUUCGAACCCGAGGAGACACCCCCACCCUCCCCAUCCUCCCCUUCGUUGCUGCCACCUUUGUGUUAUUUCUACAUGACACGCUCCGGAAGCCCGGUUUUCUCUCCUUUGCCUCCCCGGCGAGGGAUUCGCCUCUCCUUUCAGAGGGUGAGCUGGCUAAGUGA